Callorhinus ursinus (northern fur seal) is the source of this 2918-nucleotide messenger RNA. Lineage: Eukaryota; Metazoa; Chordata; Mammalia; Carnivora; Otariidae. The record is from RefSeq and is a predicted model, not a curated record.
AAAUCGGGGACCCUGAAGGAGAGGCCCCAGCAAGUGACAGCAAGCACUGGGACCCCCAGCACGGGAGAAGCCAGGCCUUGUGUGAGUGGGGCUUCACCAAGCAGCCUGCCUGCACCCCCCUCUCCUGCCCCGAGCUGGGUUGUGAAAACCCAAAGGGACACCGUCUGGCCCUCAAUAAAUAUUUGUCCAAUGUGUGGAUGAGUAAAGGCAAGAGAGGGGGCGUGUUUUUUCUGGCCGGCCACACCUCAGUAGUCACUCCCAGAUAAAACUCUCCAGAGCCCGGCGGCUGCCACGAACGAACACAGGAGCCUGUGUCGGGACCUCCUCGGGACAGGGAGCCAUGCCCAGGUACACGGUGCACGUGCGCGGAGAAUGGCUGGCCGUGCCCUGCCGGGACGCGCAGCUCACCAUUGGCUGGCUGGGCCGCGAGGCCGUCAGGAGGUACAUCAAGAAUAAGCCAGACAACGGGGGCUUCGCCUCAGUGGACGACGUGUGCUUCCUCGUGCGCCGGUGCAAGGGCCUGGGCCUGCUGGACCAUGAGGACCUGCUGGAGGUGGCCCUGGAGGACAACGAGUUCGUGGAAGUGGUUAUAGAGGGCGAUGCCAUGUCUCCUGACUUCAUUCCAUCACAACCAGAAGGAGUUUACCUAUACAGCAAAUACCGGGAGCCUGAAAAGUACAUUGCCUUAGAUGGGGAAAGUCUGACCACAGAGGAUCUGGUCAACUUGGGGAAAGGACGCUACAAAAUAAAGCUCACCCCAACUGCUGAAAAGAAGGUGCAAAAAUCCAGGGAAGUCAUAGAUAGCAUCGUGAAAGAAAAAACUGUUGUUUAUGGUAUAACUACAGGUUUUGGGAAAUUUGCCAGAACUGUAAUUCCUGUCAAUAAGCUAGAAGAGCUCCAGGUCAACUUAGUACGUUCACAUUCUUCAGGUGUUGGGAAACCACUAAUCCCUGAGAGAUGUCGGAUGCUCUUGGCUUUAAGGAUCAAUGUCUUAGCCAAAGGAUACAGUGGCAUUUCCCUGGAGACCCUCAAGCAAGUUAUCGAAGUAUUUAAUGCCUCCUGCCUGCCCUACGUUCCAGAGAAAGGAACCGUUGGCGCCAGUGGGGACCUUGCCCCACUCUCUCAUCUUGCUCUUGGGCUCAUUGGAGAAGGGAAGAUGUGGUCUCCAAAGAGUGGCUGGGCUGAUGCGAAAUAUGUCCUGGAAGCUCAUGGAUUGAAACCAGUUGUUUUGAAACCGAAAGAGGGCCUGGCGCUCAUCAACGGGACACAGAUGAUCACCUCCCUGGGCUGUGAAGCCGUGGAGCGAGCCAGUGCUAUUGCGCGCCAGGCAGACAUCGUGGCGGCCUUGACCCUUGAGGUGCUGAAGGGCACCACCAAAGCCUUCGAUACUGACAUUCACGCAGUCCGCCCUCACCGUGGGCAAAUUGAAGUUGCUUUUCGGUUUCGGUCACUCUUGGACUCAGAUCACCACCCAUCUGAAAUAGCAGAAAGUCACAGGUUCUGUGAUCGUGUUCAGGAUGCAUACACUUUGCGCUGCUGUCCACAGGUCCAUGGUGUGGUGAACGACACCAUAGCGUUUGUGAAGAACAUCAUUACCACAGAACUUAAUAGUGCAACCGAUAAUCCUAUGGUUUUUGCCAGCAGGGGAGAGACUAUUUCUGGAGGAAACUUCCAUGGUGAAUACCCAGCCAAAGCCCUAGACUAUUUGGCCAUUGGAGUCCAUGAACUUGCUUCAAUUAGUGAAAGAAGAAUUGAAAGGCUCUGUAACCCCUCUCUCAGCGAGCUGCCUCCCUUCCUGGUGGCGGAAGGUGGUCUGAACUCUGGGUUUAUGAUUGCACAUUGCACCGCCGCAGCGCUUGUUUCUGAGAACAAGGCUCUGUGCCACCCCUCGUCUGUGGACUCUCUCUCCACCAGCGCUGCCACGGAAGACCACGUCUCCAUGGGAGGAUGGGCAGCAAGGAAGGCCCUUCGGGUCAUCGAGCACGUGGAACAAGUGCUGGCCAUCGAGCUUCUUGCAGCCUGCCAGGGCAUAGAGUUUCUACGCCCCCUGAGAACAACCACUCCUCUGGAGAAGGUCUAUGACCUGGUGCGCUCUGUUGUAAGGCCCUGGAUAAAAGAUCGCUUCAUGGCUCCAGACAUUGAGGCUGCUCACAGGCUGCUUGUAGAGCAGAAGGUUUGGGAGGUCGCUGCACCAUAUAUUGAAAAAUACAGAAUGGAACAUAUUCCAGAAUCCAGACCUGUUUCUCCAACAGCCUUUUCACUGGAAUUUCUACAUAAGAAAUCCAUCAGAAUUCCAGAGUCCGGGGAUCUUUAAUGGGCUUUGUCAUAGAUUAGCAGAUCAGAGGGUCCUUGGUUGAACAGCAAGCAAUAUUAUGCUGAAGAGGCCUGAGGACUUUCCUAAGUAGAUCAAUCCAUUAUAUUGUUCAGUUCUGCUAAAACCUCCUUUGCUUAGGCUGGUGACAGCAUUGAAGUUGCUCACCCUAGCACUGUGUUCUUGUUGACCUGGUUUGAAACACAGAAGCUGUUUUCAGAUUAUAGGAGUUUUCUUUCUUCCUUAACCGUAUCAACAGGCCACAGGCCAUUUGACAUUAUUUGAACUCAAAUUUUGAAACAGAUUGAUGAUAUUCUUUUCCAAAAACAUUAGACUAUGAAACUUUUUUUUUUAUGGUUUGAAAAGCUCUCCACUAGAUAACUUGGGCUAUUUGAAUUAUACCACGAUAUGAUGAAUGUUCCUUACGAGGCCUUGAUCAACAACUUCUUCUGAAGUCAUAAUUUGUCCUGAAGCUUCUCUUUCUUCUAUUAAUUGCAUCAUAGUCUAGUCAGUAGGUCCAACGAGGUUUUGCAUAAAGGAUUGCUAUUGGAGUGGCCCUCAGUGAUAUUUAUCAAAUAUCACUAUACGUCGCAAAAAAAAAAAAAAA